AUGUCGAUAACAAGAUCCCUCGCAGCCUUUGCGCUCCUCACUUCAACUCUCGCCCUAUCAGACAACACAAGACCUCUCAAGGCUCGUGAUUCGGUUUGCACACCAUCAGCCGGUGGAUCUGCCUCAAUCGACGAUGUUCCCGCUAUCACAUCGGCAAUUGCCUCAUGCGGCAAGGGAGGCACUAUAGUUAUUCCCGCCGGCAAAACCUACUACCUGAACAGCGUACUAGAUUUUGCGGGAUGUGUUGGUUGUGAUUUCCAAGUAGAAGGACUUUUGAAAUUCAGCUCAUCGACUGAUCUCUGGGAGGGAGAGACAGCAAUGAUCAAUGUCAAGAAUAUUGAUGGACUUAAAAUCAGAUCUUUGACGGGAAGUGGAGUUAUUGACGGAAAUGGGCAAAAUGCAUGGGACCUUUUCGCGGCUGACAGCAGCUACGCCCGCCCAACCCUCCUCUACAUCACCGGCGGCUCUAACAUCGAGGUAUCAAACCUUCGCCAAAAAAACCCGCCCAACGUGUUCAACUCCGUCAAAGGCAACACCAAGACCGUGAUAUUUGCUGAUCUCACAAUGGAUGCCACAUCCAAAAGCAAGAAUGAGCCGAAGAACACAGACGGCUUCGACAUCGGCGCCAGCACAGACGUCGUCAUCAGCAAUGUGAACGUGAAGAACGACGAUGACUGUGUGGCAUUCAAGCCCGGUGCAGACGGUGUCACAGUCACGGAUAUUACCUGCACCGGAAGCCAUGGACUCUCGGUAGGAUCACUGGGCAAGAGUUCCGCCGACUGGGUGAAGAAUGUGCACGUGUCCGGCGCGACGAUGAUUGACUCGACUAAAGCGGCGGGUAUCAAGACGUAUCCCACUGGUGGAAGUCAUGGCAUGUCAACAGUGAGCAAUGUUACCUUCACGGGUGUUGUGGUUGAUGGGUGUGACUAUGCAAUCCAGAUUCAGAGUUGCUAUGGAGAGGAUGCCGAUUACUGCGUGGAUAAUCCUGGAAAUGCGGAUUUGAAUGGUAUCGUUUUUGAGAAGUUCAGUGGCACCACGAGUGGGAAGUAUAAGGCUGUUACGGGCAGUCUUGCUUGUGGAUCUGGUGGAACUUGUGAUGUCAAGGUUGAUGCAUAUACUGUUAAGGCGCCAUCCGGGGGUAGUGAGGUGCUGUGUGCUAAUACCCCGUCGAAUUUGGGGGUGACAUGCACACCCGGGGCCUCUGGCUAA
This is a messenger RNA of Penicillium robsamsonii, 1209 nucleotides long. Its product is annotated as putative extracellular exo-polygalacturonase. The record is from RefSeq and is a predicted model, not a curated record. Gene Ontology annotation, biological process: carbohydrate metabolic process. Bases 1 to 1209 code for a protein of 402 amino acids. Lineage: Eukaryota; Fungi; Ascomycota; Eurotiomycetes; Eurotiales; Aspergillaceae. The transcript has 2 exons. Gene Ontology annotation, molecular function: polygalacturonase activity.